Messenger RNA from Penicillium soppii, 822 nucleotides. RefSeq lists its product as uncharacterized. The coding region runs from base 1 to 822 and encodes 273 amino acids. The transcript has 2 exons. The record is from RefSeq and is a predicted model, not a curated record. NCBI's taxonomy places the organism in Eukaryota, Fungi, Ascomycota, Eurotiomycetes, Eurotiales, Aspergillaceae.
AUGAUUGCCCUCGGAUUUUCUCGAGUCGUGUUUGUGAUCUGCUGCGCAUUGAGCACAGUGAGCAAUUCAUGGGAUCUUAGCGAGGAGCACAAACCUGAGGGUGCUCUAGGUGUGAGGCUUGAUUACUACCUAGCGACUUCCUGGCCGACACCAUUGUUGAAGAAGGGCGUUCAAAAUAAACGAGCUUUCGCAUGGAGCAGCCAUCUCAAAUUCGACACAGACGUCAGCAAGCUUGAUGACGCACAGCUCUGGCAAAUGGCAUAUGAUGGAUACGCGGAGAUGAAAGAGGAUAUGAAGCUCUACAGUGUCGGCAAAAAAGGCGACCAACCCAGCGCCAUGACUGUUCUUGCUGUUGGCAAAGAGAUAUUUCUCGCUUCUUCAAUGAAGCAUUCGGGUAAUUUUGCUUUCGAGUAUCCGCCGACAAAGGUUUCCAGGAUUCUUGAACAAUGCCAAAUUACUUUCAAUGAAGCUGGUGGCGAAGGUGAUGCAGGGCACAAAAACAACGCGGAUUGUGCCGAGGUGAUGAGUGCUCAAAUGUACUUCACUACAGACCAGGGCGAAAACACUUCCUUGAAAGAUCGGAAUGCAAGAAUUUGCACAGUCGUCUGGGAUCAUAAGUUGAAGAAACUGCAAAACAGAGAUCCGUGUGGAGACAUGCCAAAAUCAUGGGGCUGCAACUUGUUUGUCAAUCAGCUGGGUUUGAUAGUGCUGGACAAAUCUAUAGAACCCGAGCCGUAUAAUUUGAACGAGAUCAUGGGCAAGCCGGUCAUUGACCAGAUCCCGUUAUGCGCUUCGGCUAACACGGGCCUGGUCAGCCGGUAG